UAAAACUCGCUUAAGACGCUCUCGCUUAAGACGCUUUCCCGCAUAAGACGCUGUUUUUAGUCGGUCCCUAGACAUUUCCUAUACUAGUCAAUGUAAAAAUCACCUGUUAAGACGCUCAGUUUUUCUCUGUCUAAUCGGGUAAAACGCUCUUUUUUUCAGCAGAUUACGAUAAAUUUUAGUAGUUUUGUGAAAAUAAAAAUAGAAUUUUUAGUAUUAUACGUGUUCUUAUCGUUUUAUUUUAUCGCUAUACCUAUUUUAUCAUUACUUAUUAUAACAGUUUUACUGUAUUUCAUCGUCUUAUGAGAUUUAGUAAGUGCUGUUCGUUCGCAUGUGUAUAACCGUAAUUUCGUUAUGGCUAGUGGUAUAAAACGUAAAGCGCUAACGAUUUCGGACAAACUCAACAUUUUGAAAAAGUACGAUGAAGGAUUGGCUGAGAAAAAAAAACAAAAAGAUAUUGCUAAUGAACUGGGGAUACCUCCUUCCACUUUAAGAACUUUAUUGAAAAACAGACAUGAAAUAGAACAAAGCAGCUUGUUAGGUGGCAGCAAACGACAAAAAUUAAAACACGGGAAGUAUGAAGAGUUGGAAAAUAUUUUAUUGGAGUGGUUUCAACAAGCUCGUAGUUUAAAUUAUCCAAUAAAUGGAGGUAUAAUCACGGAAAAGGCGAUGGAGAUUGCCGCACGUCUCAACUUAACCGAAUUUAGUGGAUCGACUGGUUGGCUGGAUAGAUUUCGGAGUAGGCAUAGCAUUGUGUACCGGCAAAUAUCAGGUGAGGCUGAAUCUGUUAAUAAUGAUGAUAUAGCUUCAUGGAAAAAUAACGUGUUGCCUUCAUUACUGCGUGACUAUGCUCCUGACGAUGUAUACAACGCUGAUGAAUUCGGAUUGUUUUUUAAGCUUAUGCCAGAUAAGUCUUUUGUUUUUAAAAAUGAGACAUGCCAUGGUGGAAAGUUGAGCAAGGAACGUCUCACGGUUUUAGUAUGUACAAAUUCUACCGGAACCCAUAAAUUGAAGUUGGUCGUCAUUGGAAAAAGUAGGUCUCCUCGCUGUUUCAAAAAUGUUCGUACGUUUCCAUGUGAAUACCUUGCUCAAAGUCGUGCUUGGAUGACAGGAAUACUAUUCAUAAACUGGAUUCAACAGCUAGAUGCAUUUUUCGGUAAACAAAAGAGAAAAAUUAUUCUAUUCGUCGACAAUUGUCCGGCUCACCCUAAAGAUAUCCCUACUACCAAUAUAAAACUUGUUUUCUUUCCACCAAAUACUACAUCUAAGUUACAACCCCUAGAUCAGGGUAUCAUUAAAGUGAUAAAACAAAAGUACCGAAAAAAGUUAGUUCAGCGGUACUUGAGAGACAUGGAGAGUACCAACCAAAUUUCAACUAAAGUUAACGUUUUGGACUCCAUACAUUACGUUAGUGCCGCUUGGGAUGAAAUUAAACCAGAUGUAAUAAUAAACUGUUUUCGGAAAGCUGCAUUUGGUAUGUUGAACAACUCUGAACAGGCUGAUAGCUCACCUUUAAAAGAAGAGGACUUUCAGCUUCUGCAAAAUUUUGCUGAUUAUGCAACAGUAGAUGAUGAACUCGUAACCAGUAGCACUCGGACUUUAGAUGAAAUAAUCGCUGAUACGAACUUAGUGGACAAUGAGAAAGAAGACGACGAUCAAGAAGAAGAAGAUCAAGACUUUCCAGUAUCUACUCCUACAAUAACUACUGGUUUGCAACAUUUAUCGGAAAUUCGGAAAGUAUUAUUCUGUGUUGAAAAUUCCGAAGAAAUGUUAGGUUGUCUUAAUAAAAUUGAAAACUUUCUUGCUGAAACACAUUGUCAGAACCUUAAACAAUCAAAAAUAGAUCAUUUUUUUAAUAAACAAUAAUAAAAUAUGUAUGUAAUAAUAAUAUUUUUUUAAAUUAAAUUCAGUAGCACAAAAAUAUAAGUAUGUAUGUAUAUCGUAAUUAUAAUUAAUUUUUAAGUGUAUUUCUCAUUAAAUUAUGUUUAAUAAUAAAAAAAUAAACUCGAUAUUUCAACCACAUCAUUUUGUUUCAUUCCCGCAUAAGACGCUUUCCCGCAUAAGACGUUUUAGAGAGCUGGUCC
This is a messenger RNA of Metopolophium dirhodum (rose-grain aphid), 2081 nucleotides long. Its product is annotated as tigger transposable element-derived protein 6-like. Lineage: Eukaryota; Metazoa; Arthropoda; Insecta; Hemiptera; Aphididae. The record is from RefSeq and is a predicted model, not a curated record. Gene Ontology annotation, molecular function: DNA binding. Bases 352 to 1863 code for a protein of 503 amino acids. The transcript has a single exon. Gene Ontology annotation, cellular component: nucleus.